This is a messenger RNA of Penicillium taxi, 1122 nucleotides long. RefSeq lists its product as uncharacterized. Lineage: Eukaryota; Fungi; Ascomycota; Eurotiomycetes; Eurotiales; Aspergillaceae. The coding region runs from base 1 to 1122 and encodes 373 amino acids. The transcript has 5 exons. The record is from RefSeq and is a predicted model, not a curated record.
AUGCAUGUACCGGCGGAAGCGGUUUCGGCGUUGGCCGUAACCAGUAUCUUCACCUUCCUCGCUCUUUUUACUGUCAUCACGCGUAUCUUCACGCGCGCUAUAUUCGUCAAGGUUGUUGGUGCCGAAGACUACAUUAUGAUUGCAGCAAUGGCCGCGUCCAUUGUGUUUAUGGCUGUGCGUGAUAUUAUAGAGGUGAAAACGGGCCUAGGGCAGCAGAUCACCUUUGAUCAAUUGCAGGCGUUUCUAGAGGCUGUCUGGGGCAUUGCACCAGCCUACUUCCUCAGCUUGGGUCUGUGCAAAGUCUCCAUUGUUGUCCAGUGUUUACGCAUCUUCCGUACUUCAACCACACGAAGGGUUCUCUACGCUUUCCUUCUAUUUACCAUCGUCUAUACCAUAUGGGCAGUACUAUCCGCCAUUUUUAACUGUAUCCCACCACAAGCCGCCUGGGGUGCGGCUCCGAAAGGAAAGUGUCUGGAUGCAGAGGCUGUGGGAUUCGCGAACGCUGCCAUCAACAUUUUCAGCGAUAUAUGCGUCCUGGUUAUUCCCAUUCCACAACUCAAAACACUCCAGAUUCCUCGAAAGCAAAGGAUCAUUCUUAUUACGGUUUUUUCCUGUGGUGGAUUUGCGUGUAUUACAUCAAUCAUUCGUCUCUAUUCAUUUUGGGUUGUUAGCACCUCACCCGAAGAGAUAAAGUCCACCAAGGCUGUUGAUAUUGCCAUUUGGUCCGGUAUUGAAAUCAACUUAGGUAUCAUCUGCGCUUCAGUGCCCACACUGAAGCCUCUGGCUUCCAGAUUAUUACCCAAGUUGCUGAGCUACGAUCUGUAUAACACAUCUGGUCGCGCAUACGGUGGUGAUCGAAGCACCCGGAUAAAGGUUACUGGGGAUUACGGCAGACAUACCCGGCUCGAGGAGUCGCAGAAGACAGCAAUUGAUACCACCAUCAUGGUGGAGCAGUCUAUUGAACUGCGGACGGUAGCUGCACCCUGCACAGAGGAUUCGGAUAAAUUGAGCCAGGAUGGCAGCCAGAACGAGCUUGUUGACGGCACGGGCUGGCACUCAGCAAAGCUGGCCGGUGGAGGCACUAGUGGAACUAGGUGGGAUAUUGGGUCAAGGAAAGAGUGA